AUGGUACUCUUGAACACAAAGCAGAAGUUGGCUUUACUUUCACUAUAUUCGGAAGAAAUUAAGAGGCGGCUGGCACCACUAUACAACUCGUCCGAGCGGCCUACCGAUUUGCUCGAACUGCUCAGCACAAACGAAUUCGAGGAAAUACUUGUGGAUUCGAGUGAUGAUACUGAAUUCACUCAGAAAUUAUGGGAUGCUUUGACGAAUUCGCCGAUGAAUUCUGCUCUGUAUGACACAAUUCUUCAUUACCUCGCAACUGUUGAUGCUGAAUUGCAUUCUACUCUAUGCUGCGUCUCAGAGAAGGACUCUCGAAGUCAGUUCAGCAAAGUGCUUUUGAAGCUCGAAGAGUUUUGGGCUCAUCUUGAUGUGGAUAAGACGUUGGAGUUCCUUAAAGGAAUCCAGUAUUACAACACCGUGACUUCACGGAUAGAGAAAAGCUUAGAAGAUGUGGAAGAUAUUCCCACAAAGAAGAGAGUUGUUCUGCGAACCGUCCCAUUGCUUGGAGAUAACGCCAUUUACGAUUUAAUGCGGUCUAUUUACCACAAUUCCGAUCAAUCAGCUGAUUUUGUUAAUAAGCUGCACCCUAAUUUCCUCCGUUUCUACGAGUUACUGGAUAAGGAAAGAACAUCACCCCGUGGGAUUGUUACCUUUUGUCCACCGGAUGUUCCAAUUGCGGACAUAAUUAAUGAGAAUUCUCCGCAGGCGAAAAAGUUCAAAGUAAAUUUAAAUUAUGAAGACCUACCAUCGAUUUCGCAUUCAAGUGAAACUUUGACCGGAAGGCUGCUGAAAGCAAUCGAUGACCGAUCGUUUGCAGAAACGCCUAUUUUGUUACGCGAUUAUCAAAAGGAGCUAUGCGAAAAAAGCAUGAACGGGAUGAACACGAUCAUUGCUGCUCCCACAGGAUCAGGAAAAACAGUCGUUGCCGUGAACAUCAUAAAGAGUCACUUAGACAAGAACCGAAGCAGUGGCCGUAUGGCAAAGGUCUGGCAGUUCUGUUCCGCCAACAUUCCCUGCUUCGAAGAGAUCGAGGUCACCGCAGAAGAGUAUUGUAGCGACCGACAAACUUAUCGUGAGAACACAAUAUCUGACGGUAUAGAGAAUGUAAUUCGUUCACCCUUUGAAGUGACUACGUUCACAAUGAUGGUGUUCGAUGAGUGCCACAAUGCUGUCAAGAAUUCGCCUUAUUCAAAUUAUCGGUUUGACUGCUUCGUUGGGUGUUGGAGGCAAAUCAACGGAAAAGGAUGCAGUAGCUCAUGUUAUUAG
Ostertagia ostertagi is the source of this 1263-nucleotide messenger RNA. NCBI's taxonomy places the organism in Eukaryota, Metazoa, Nematoda, Chromadorea, Rhabditida, Trichostrongylidae. The record is from the annotation of a GenBank genome assembly.